AAUUAUUCUAUCUUUCAUAUCAAAACACAAAGGCAGAAAAAUAUAAGAUACGUAAAAGGCUGAUUACUGCUGCUUCUCCAAAAACAAAAAACAAAAAAAAAACUUAAACGAAGUGCUGUCUCUAAAUUUUCAUUGAUUUCGCAAUUUAGUUGAUAAAGUUAUACGAACGCGUACGGAAGUGAAAAAGAAAUUACACUGCGAACAAAGUGACGAUUGUAAACAUAAGCACAAAACACUUUGGUGAUUUUUCUUUUGCUACGAGUGAGUGCAAAAGAAAAAAUCCCCAAACCCCACCUCAUAGUAAACACUCUUGCAGUGCAUUGAGAUGCAGAGUUACGGUGGAGCAACAGCGUCAGCUGCUCCCCAACAACUACCAGUACAAGAACAGCCCCAAACAAAUCUCUAUGACGCAACGCUGCGUAACAGCAACGUAGAUCAGCAGGUAAACCAUGGCACAGGUACUGCUGGCGGAGUGAAUCGGGGUGAAAGUAGCAGGCAUGAAAGCAGUGGUGAAAAUUCGCGUUGUGAAAGCGAUGAUGAAUACCACAGAAAUCAGCCAAGGUCAAGUGCGACAGUUGGUGGCAGCAUAAAUAUGGAAAACGAACGACCAAAUGUUUUCGCGCCUACCGCGACACAAUUUGGUGCAGAGCAGAGUGGCAAUGAACAACCUUCAGGCUCCACUAACAUGGAAGGUGCUUCGCCUAUGUCCUCUUACAAUGAAGAGCGAAUGCGACGAAAAUUGCAAUUCUUCUUCAUGAAUCCGAUCGAGAAGUGGCAUGCGCGUCGCAAGUUUCCAUACAAAUUCGUAGUGCAGGUGGUGAAGAUCAUCCUGGUGACCAUGCAACUGUGCCUCUUCGCGCACUCACGCUACAAUCACAUCAACUACACCUGGGAUAAUCGCAUUGCCUUUUCGCAUCUGUUUCUGCGCGGCUGGGACUCAUCACGCGAAGUGGAAUCCUACCCACCAUCCGUGGGUCCUUUCGCCUUGUAUGAAAAAUCCGAUUUCUACGACACCAUUGACUAUGCGGUGCGCGGUUACGCCAAUGUAAGUCGCUCCAUUGGACCCUACGAUUAUCCCACCGAAAACAAUGAAAUGGCGCCGCUGCAUCUUUGCCUCUACAACUAUCGCGAGGGCACAAUAUUUGGCUUUAAUGAGUCGUACAUCUUCAAUCCCGACAUCACCGAAUUCUGUUUGUACUUGCCGCCAAAUGUGACAACUCUCGGCGUGCAGGCGUACCUCAAACAGAAUGGUGUCGAGGUGAGCUUCUCGUCGCUGGUGAAAGCAACAUUGGUGUUCGCCAUUAAAACGGUGAAUUUCAAGUCAUACGGUGGUCCGCUAUCCGCGCCCGAUUGCUACAAGUUCGAUGUGACGAUUUUCUUCGACAAUCGCGAUCACGACGGCCAAAUGCUGCUGUCGCUCGACGCGGAUGCGCAACGCUUGCGCUGUCGUGGCGAUAUCGAAUUCAUUUCGAACGCCGAGUUCGAUGAGGCUUUGCGUAGCAUGCUGAAUAUACUGGUGUUGUUGGUGUGCCUGCUGUCCUUCGCGCUGUGCUCGCGCGCGCUCUAUCGUGCCUAUUUGCUGCGCUGCCAGACGGUGAACUUCUUCCGCAUGCAAUUCCACAAAGAGCUGAGCUUCGAGGGACGCAUGGAGUUUGUGAACUUUUGGUAUGUGAUGAUCAUCAUCAACGAUCUGCUGCUCAUAAUCGGUUCGUCACUGAAAGAGCAAAUCGAACGCAAAUUCCUUGUCGUGGAUCAAUGGGACACCUGCUCACUCUUUCUGGGCGUUGGCAAUCUGCUUGUUUGGUUCGGCGUGUUGCGCUACCUGGGCUUCUUCAAGACAUACAACGUCGUCAUACUGACCUUAAAACGUGCCGCACCCAAAAUACUACGUUUUCUGCUCGCCGCGCUGCUCAUCUAUGCCGGCUUCACCUUUUGCGGCUGGCUUAUACUCGGUCCGUAUCACAUGAAGUUCCGUUCGCUCGCCACCACGUCGGAGUGCCUGUUCUCAUUAAUUAACGGUGACGAUAUGUUCGCCACCUUCGCAACGCUCUCGUCCAAGGCCGAUUGGCUGUGGUGGUUCUGUCAAAUCUACCUGUACUCAUUCAUCUCUUUGUACAUAUACGUUGUGCUGUCGCUUUUCAUCUCGGUCAUCAUGGAUGCCUACGAUACGAUCAAGUGUUAUUAUCGUGAUGGCUUUCCGAUAUCGGAUCUGAAGGCAUUUGUGGGCACGCGCACCGACGAGGACCUAACAUCGGGUGUGUUCAUGAACAAUAUGGAUGACUUUGAUGGCAACGGUGUGCUGGAUGUGCUGCGCCAAGUUUGUUGCUGUGGCCGUUGUCGUGUGAGCAGCGGCAGUGCUGGUGGCAGCAAUGGCCCCUCCGGGUACACCAGUUUAACGAGUAUUAUCAAGUGAUUGCAUUAACGUUAUUGCUGAUUGUACACUGUAUUGAUACUGUACUGACGAAUGCGACCAAACGAACUGUAAACGAACGCUGACGCUUGGCAUGUGCUGCUAACGCCAACGCUGCUGAGCUGUGCUGUUGUAGACGCAGGCAUUUUUGAACGCAUGCAUUGUUCUAAUUGUAUAUUAUUAUUAUUUUUUAUAUUGAUAUUUUAGUUGUGUAGUAUAUUUUUAUACCCUGCACAAGGUAUACUAAGUUUGCCGCGACCUUUGCAGCAGCCAAAAGGAAAGAAAAGAAACGUGGGAGACCCCAAAAAGUGUAUAUGUAAAUGAGCAGUAUGAUGUGCCAAAUCAAUUUAGCCAUGUCUGGCUGUCUGUUCGUUCCUUCGUCCGUCUGUUCGUUUGUUCGUCUGUACAUUCGUCCGUUUAUACGUUUGUCUGUAUAUAUUUACGCUAACUAGUCUGUAAAUUUUUGAGAUAUCGAUCUGAAAUUUCACACCCGUACUUUUCUCCCCAAGAAGGCACUUAUUUGUCAAAACGGCCGUUGUCGCACCACUAUAGCAAAUAGCUGCCAUACAAACUGCACGAUCGGAAUAAAGUGCUUGUAUGGAAAAAUUUUAUGUUUCACGAGUUAUCUUCACGAAAUUCGGCAUAUAUUAUUUUCAAAAGCAACUCAAUAAUAUCUGCAGAAAUUUUCCAUAUCGGACUACUAUAGCAUAUACAUAGCUGCCAUACAAACAGACUGUGUGAAGGGUAUUAUAGCUUCGGUGCCACCGAAGUUAAUGUUUUUUCUUGUUUGUUAUUUUCUUUUUUUUUUGUUAAUAACGUUUAGUUGAAAGUCCAUUUUUGCUUAAACGAAAGUUUCAUCGUUAAUCGUUGCUGCAUUUACAGCCGCGUUGCCAUAUAAGCGACUCAUGCUCAUUACAUUUACAUAGAUUUCGCAAAUUAGCAUUUCUAACAACUGUGGCAUGUCAUUUAAAUCAGCAGCACUUUUUUAAGUGACAAAGUAAGAAGUAGAAAAAGAUUUUGGAGAAUAUUUUGAGGUUAGAAAGUGGUUUGUGGUUAUCUUAGCAUAUAAAUUUAUGUAAGUAUUGCAUCAGGGACUAAAGUAACGCCAACUUAGGCACAUGUUAAGCGUCUUAAUUAUAGAAAUAGUAAACAUAAUAAUACAAUAAACAACAUUUAGCUUUCUUCAAGCAAUUGCUGGCGUCCUAAAGCUCUUAAGCAGCAUAUUUUGCUGUCAUGUAUAUUGAAACAAAAAAAAACAAAAAAAACAAAAAACGCUUGCAAAAAUGCAUUGUGACUGUUGCUAGUUUUAGUGCUUGAAAAUAAAAUUAUUUUUACUGAAAAAGUUACAUGUAAAUUUUUAAAACCAAAGAGAAUAUUAUUUGUAUACAAUGUGUUGGCGACAAAAAAAAAAAUAAAAUUAAAAUAAAAAUAUUAAUUAACAAAAUGAUAAUAAAUUUAAUAAUAAUUAUAAUAAAAGAAUAAUAAAUAAAAAAAUUAAUAUAAAUAAGUAAAAAAAUAUAAAAAAAAAAUAAUUAAUAUAAAUAAGUAAAAAAAAUGUAAAAAAUAAUUAAUAUAAAUAGGUAAAAAAAUAUAAAAAAAAUAAUUAAUAUAAAUAAGUAAAAAAAAUGUAAAAAAAAAUAUAAAAAAAUAAUUAAAAAAAAAUUAAAUGUUUAAUAACAAAAAUUAUAUUAGUCAUAUCAGCAAUUCAUGCAAAAUUCCACAACAAAAAUGUUAUAACAGUCCUUUUACUGAAAAAGUUGGCAACAAAAAAAAAAUAUAAAAAAGAAUAAAAAAAUAAAAAUAAUAAUAAUUAAAAAUAAUAAAAUAAUAAUAAUAAAAAUUAAUUAAAAAUAAAAAAUAAUAAUUGAUAAAAAUAAAUAUAAAAAAUAAUAAUAAUAAUAAAAUAAUAAUCAUUGCAACAAUUCGACGCAAAAUUUCCAAAAAAAAAUUGUACAUUCUUUUUACUGAGAAAGUUGGCAGCAAAAAAAUAAUAAUAAUAAAAAAUAAAAAAAAAAAUUAAAAUAAAAAAAAUAAUAAAAUAAUAAUAAAAUAAUAAAAAAAUAAUAAUAAAAUAAUAAAAAAAUAAUAAUAAAAUAAUAAUUAUUUUAGUAAUAAAAAUUAUAAUAAUCCUAGCAAACAUACGACGAAUAAUUCCAAAAAAAAAAUUGUACUAUAGUUAAAAUUAGUGGCUCAGCGCCUAAAAGUAUGCAUAAGCCUAUAUUUCGUGUGAGUAAAGCUGACGAUAUGAUAAACGCUGACAAUAAUUGUAACACAGACUAAGCGGCACGCGUGUAAAUUUGAUAUUAAAGCAGAAGGUUGCAAAUUUGAUAGUUAAGGCAUAAGGUUGCAGGAUAACCUAACCUAAAUUUGUUAUUAAAGCACAUGGUUGCAGGGUUGAUAUAGACACAAUAUUUUUGAUAAAGCAAAAAUUUUGAAUACUAGCAGCUAAUAUGGCAUGCUGCAGCAGACUGAAAAUAAUUUGCUGCUAAAAAUAAUAAAAAAUAUAAAUUUUUUAAAGAAUUAAUAAAAAAUAUUAAUUUUCUAAAUAAAAAAAUAUCAAAAUUUUUUCCCGUUAGGUACAGAAAUUUCCAAACUUAUUUUGUAUUGCGUGAUAUUUUCUAAAAAUAACAAACUUCGCCUUAAAGUUUUGCGCAUUUCUCAUGCCUAGAAUGAACAUUUAACUUAACCAUUUCAUUACUACCCAUUCCAUUGCUAAAGCAUUUGCUCUUUUUUACCGUAUGUACUGUUAACAUUUUUCGCCAACUGCAGCGGCACUUAACUAAAUCAAAUAUGUACUGCUAAAUUUCGAUAAAUGAAUUAAAAAUCCACAAUAUUACAUACAUACAUACAUAUUUACCUGCAUUCACUGGUGCAAUUUCUGAGCGCCAUCAAAUUUUUGCAAUUUAUUUUUAUAUUUUUGUUGUUAUAUCAUCUAGAAAUUCAUGCUAAAUGCUAGUACAUAGCUACGAAAGUUUAAUAAAUUAUUACAUAUGUACUAUAUACAUACAUACAUACAUAUAAGCGCAUAUUCUAGUACGUUGUUUGUUUUGUUGCUCGAGCAUAAAGCUUCUGCAACUGCAUAAACUAUGUAUUUAUUGUAAAAAUACCGUUACACAAAUAAAAUGUUGUAGUUAAAUGAAA
Messenger RNA from Bactrocera dorsalis (oriental fruit fly), 5551 nucleotides. Its product is annotated as mucolipin-3. Lineage: Eukaryota; Metazoa; Arthropoda; Insecta; Diptera; Tephritidae. The coding region runs from base 326 to 2413 and encodes 695 amino acids. Gene Ontology annotation, cellular component: lysosomal membrane; plasma membrane. The transcript has 3 exons. The record is from RefSeq and is a predicted model, not a curated record. Gene Ontology annotation, molecular function: NAADP-sensitive calcium-release channel activity.